This is a messenger RNA of Cyclospora cayetanensis, 1491 nucleotides long. RefSeq names its product histone deacetylase 1. Lineage: Eukaryota; Apicomplexa; Conoidasida; Eucoccidiorida; Eimeriidae. The record is from RefSeq and is a predicted model, not a curated record. Gene Ontology annotation, molecular function: histone deacetylase activity. The coding region runs from base 1 to 1491 and encodes 496 amino acids. The transcript has 11 exons.
AUGAAGAACGUCCUCUACUUCUACGAUGAAGAAGUUGGGAACUUCUUUUAUGGGCCAGGUCACCCCAUGAAGCCUCACCGCGUCCGCAUGACACACGACCUCCUGCGGAGCUACGGACUCUUAGACAAAAUGGAACUGAUGCUCCCGCCCCAUCCAACGGUAGAGGCCCUUACGCAGUUUCACGCCAACGACUACAUAUCCUUUUUACGUUCGACCGCAGAAAUGUACCCGGCCUCUCUACCCAAUGGGGCAGGAGAUUCAGGGUCCCCCUCUCCUGAGUUUCGAUACGCGAAUUCAGCCUCUAGCCCUUCUGGAAUCACUUCUGCCGUUUCCCCAGGCUCUUUGCAUGGCUUGCCCGUUACCGCGGCUACCUCCCAGGGCAGCACUCUCUCCCCUGUGGGGUUUGGUAGCAGCGGCUCGAACGGCAGCCAGUCCGAAGGAGGAGGCCCUUCAAGAGCUCCCGCCUUUGUGGACCAGAUCAGCAGGUUCAACAUUGGAGAAGACUGCCCCGUCUUUGACGGCCUCUGGGAAUACUGCAAGACCUACAGUGGCGGCAGCAUCGAGGGUGCACGACGAGUCGUGCAGGGGGAGUACCAGUUCGCCAUCAACUGGGCUGGAGGGCUCCACCACGGCAAGAAACACGAAGCAAGUGGCUUCUGCUACAUAAACGACUGCGUUCUCGCGGCCCUCGAGUUCCUGCGUUACAAACACCGUGUUCUAUAUGUAGAUGUGGACAUACACCACGGUGAUGGUGUCGAAGAGGCCUUUUACACUUCACCGCGCGUUCUGUGUUGUUCGUUUCAUAAGUACGGGCACUUUUUCCCCGGAACGGGAGCGCUGGAUGAUAUUGGGAUGGAAGAGGGUCUUGGAUACAGCGUGAAUGUGCCACUUCACGAGGGCAUCGACGACAAGAUGUACUCUUCUCUCUUCAACCGGGUUAUGGACCAAAUCAUGGACAUUUACCGCCCUGAAGCAGUUGUUCUGCAGUGUGGUGCUGAUUCGGUUGCGGGUGAUCGCCUGGGUUGCUUCAACUUAUCCCUCGACGGCCAUAGUGAGGCUGUCCGCUACUUCUGCAAGGCUGGAGUGCCCGCAAUCUUUCUCGGUGGUGGCGGUUACACCCUCGGAAACGUGCCAAGGUGCUGGGCCAAAGAGACUGGGUACAUCCUGGGUGUUGACCUGGAUCCAAAAAUUCCUGAUACCAGCAUGUACCGAGGGUAUUACGGCCCCAACUACGAGCUCAAUAUUCGAACAACAAAUAUGGAAAAUCGGAAUGAAGAGAAGUAUAUUGAUUCUGUUGUGCAGAAGAUAAGCACGACUCUGCGGCAACACGUACACCCAAUCGGAGGGCAAAUAUCCGCAAACUUUCCUGAUGGCGCAGUCGAAACCGGAGUUCAUCUGCAAAGGGAAAAAGAGGAUAUCGAGGAUGAAAAUGGCGACACAGAAGAUGCCACAGAGCAUUUCAGCAAGACUAACAACCGUGAUCGCGGGUAA